AUGGAGACCAAUGAACAAUCUUCGAUCUUUAGAUAUAUUUUGAUCAUAGUAUCAUUUUCCAUUGCACUUGUGAUUUACUUGAAACGGAAAUCUUAACCAACUGGUGAAUCAAUCUAAGUAUGGUUAUGAUUCGGCUACUUAAAGGAAACAAUAUGGAGAAAAAUCGUGUUUGCUUAUUAGGAUAUGUUACACACUUUUGAUUAUGCUGAGAAAGAACUACUUAAGCACACAUACCACAACACAAUCUUUAAUAGUAAGGGAAUUAAUGUCUCAAAUGGUAAACGCAAAGACAACAAGAAGAAAAGCUCCGGUGUACAAUUCAAUUUGAACAAAAACGAAACUCUAUAUUAUUGA
Molecule: messenger RNA, 354 nt
Organism: Paramecium octaurelia
Lineage: Eukaryota; Ciliophora; Oligohymenophorea; Peniculida; Parameciidae
Source: the annotation of a GenBank genome assembly